AUCGAGAGAAAGUUCGAACUCAUUUUAACACAUUUGCUUUUACUCAUUUGCCAAAUAAAAGAAAAAAAAAAGAUUUAACGAAAUUGCAGCAGACGCAACAGCGUCUACUCGUCAAGAAUUGCCAAAUUUUCCAAGUGAUUUUGCAAAGAGUGGCGUUCAAAAAACGAGCUAAAUAGAACGCUGGGCUUUGAGAGAGCCCAAGGAUUCUUUCAUUGUCCGGCGUAUUUAGCACGUUUUUUGCGGCAAGCGUUUUGCCACAAGUGGCGGAAGAUUAACCAAUUUAGGGAUGAGUUGUGCAACACCCCGUUGUCGACCGCGUUGUGGACCCUGUGGACCCUGCGGCCCUUGCGGACCCUGCGGACCUUGCGGACCUUGCGGAUCAUGCGGACCUUGCGGAUCAUGUGGACCUUGCGGACCAUGCGGACCCUGCGGACCUUGCGGACCCUGCGGCGGUGGCGGUUGUGGGCCCUGUGGUAGCUGCUGCGGACCCUGCGGCGGGCCAUGUGGCAGCUGUUGCGGACCGUGCGGGAGCUGCGGUUCCGGGCCGUGUGCCGUUGUAUCAUACCGCCUUAGCUGCGGGCCGGUGGGCCCGGUCCUGCCCUGUAUGAAGUGCACCUGCAGCGCAUGCUGCCCCAGCAACUGUGCCCCUCCCUUCUACUUCGUGCCCAAUAAGUGCCGCAACUGCUACGAGUGGGGCUGCUUUGGACCGCUGUAUUAGUGUGCUUGCUGUUGUUGCACUUUUGAUGGAACUUUUGCUAUUUUUAAUGCAAUAAAUUUACGUGUCAGCCAAA
This is a messenger RNA of Drosophila ananassae, 791 nucleotides long. RefSeq names its product keratin-associated protein 5-3. The record is from RefSeq and is a predicted model, not a curated record. The transcript has a single exon. Bases 287 to 718 code for a protein of 143 amino acids. NCBI's taxonomy places the organism in Eukaryota, Metazoa, Arthropoda, Insecta, Diptera, Drosophilidae.